This is a messenger RNA of Felis catus (domestic cat), 1759 nucleotides long. It is a transcript of the gene LAYN, whose product is annotated as layilin. Lineage: Eukaryota; Metazoa; Chordata; Mammalia; Carnivora; Felidae. Gene Ontology annotation, molecular function: hyaluronic acid binding. The transcript is spliced from 8 exons. The record is from RefSeq and is a predicted model, not a curated record. Bases 231 to 1373 code for a protein of 380 amino acids.
CGCUGAGCUCGCCGGAGGAGGCCGUCGGGGGGGCGGGCCCGGUGACGUCCCAAGGGGCGGGGGGCGGCGCGCUGGCUCCGCGCCCUCCCCGCCUCCUUCGGGUGCCGGCUCCGUGGGUCCUCGGGAGAUGCUGCCGCCGCCGCCUUUGCGGUUUCCGUGCACGCAGCUGCGGGUCCCUCCGCUCCACCGCCGAGGCGCCGCGGCGUCCGAGGGCGCACCCGAGCCGAGCCAUGCAGCCGGGAGCCGCGCUGCAAGCCAUGCUGUUGGCCGCGCUGCUGGCGGGGCCCCGGGGCGCCACCGGUCGCCUACUAAGCGCCUCGGACUUGGACCUCAGAGGAGGGCAGCCGGUCUGCCGGGGAGGGACACAGAAGCCUUGCUAUAAAGUCAUUUACUUCCACGACGCUUCUCGAAGACUGAACUUUGAGGAAGCCAAGGCAGCCUGCAGGAGGGAUGGAGGCCAGCUGGUGAGCAUCGAGUCUGAGGAUGAGCAGAGACUGAUAGAAAAGUUCAUUGAAAACCUCCUGGCGUCUGACGGCGAUUUCUGGAUCGGGCUCAGGAGGCGUGAGGAGAAACAGAGCAAUGGCACAGCCUGCCAGGACCUUUAUGCUUGGACCGAUGGCAGCACGUCAACAUUCAGGAACUGGUACGUGGAUGAGCCUUCUUGCGGCAGCGAGGUCUGCGUGGUCAUGUACCAUCAGCCAUCGGCACCUGCUGGCAUCGGGGGCCGCUACAUGUUCCAGUGGAAUGACGACCAAUGCAACAUGAAGAACAAUUUCAUUUGCAAAUAUUCUGAUGAGAAGCCAACAGCUCCUUCUACAAAGCCUGGAGGUGAAGGAACAGAGCCAGCAACACCCAUGCUUCCAGAAGACACAGGGAAAGAAGAUGCCAGAGAGACUUUUAAAGGAAACAAAGAAGCUGCCUUAAAUCUUGCUUACAUUCUAAUCCCCAGCAUCAUCCUUCUCCUUGUGGUCAUCACCGUUGUGUGUUGGGUUUGGAUCUAUAGAAGGAGGAAAGGGGGGCAGCCAGGCCCCAGCACGAAGGAGCAGCACACCAUCUGGCCCUCUCCUCAUGCGGGGAACAGCCCAGACCUAGAGGUUUACAACAUCAUUCGAAAACAAAGUGAAGCCGAUUUGGCUGAGACCCGGCCAGACCUGAAGAACAUUUCAUUCCGAGUGUGUUCGGGAGAAGCCACUCCCGAUGACCUGUCUUGUGACUAUGACAACGUGGCCGUGAACCCAUCCGAAAGUGGAUUCGUGACUCUGGCGAGCGUGGAGAGUGGCUUUGUGACCAAUGACAUUUACGAGUUCUCCUCAGACCGAACGGGGAGGAGCAAGGAGUCUGGAUGGGUGGAAAAUGAAAUAUAUGGUUAUUAGGGCACGUGAAAAACACUUGAACAAAUGGAAAUGGGAACGAAAAGAGGAGCAAAACUCUCCUAUUUUCUGUGAGGAAAAGAGAAUGUGUAUGAAGAUGCUCCGUUCAGGUCUUGGGGGUAAGCAUGUGACCCCCAUUAGCCCCUGUUGGAUCCCCAAGUUUGGCCAAAUCCCCAACCCCAGCUCCUCACCCAGAUCAGCCUUAUGAGAAAGCACCUUGCCCACGGUCAGGCACAUAGUAGAAAAGAAAUGUCAGUCGACUGGUUCUAUCUGACUUUCAAGGGAGAGUGACUUCCCUGGCAGGGAUAAGUUUGAGGCUGUGGGACUUGGGAAAGCCAUCUCUGGGUUCUGGUUUUCUCGCUCUGCUCUGUAUAUAUAUAUAUGUGUGU